AUGUUGGAUAGCAUGGAUUUUAUGGCUGAGAAGGAAGAUGUGGAGGAAGUGGUGUGUUCUUUUGAUAAGGUGUUGUCGUUAACUAACGAAGAACAAGACGGCCUUCACAUUGAAUCAGAUGAUACGACAAUGAUGAACGAGCGGCUCCAUCUCUGUUUGGUAGGGACGGUACUCACUGAUCAAGGUUUCAACCGUGAGGCUUUCAAACAAACCAUGUUGAGGGCCUGGGGUACGAUGCGAGAGGUGGGUGUGAAGGACCUACGAGAUAAUCUUUUCUUAUUCACGUUCACAACUAUGCGGGACAAGGAGAUGGGUUCGGUUGGAGGAACCAAACCUCUUCGCAGAGUGAUGAAGCUGCAAUUUGACCACUCUUUAGAGGUAGUGAUUGAGUUCAAAUAUGAACGACUACUUGAUUUUUGUUAUGCUUGUGGGAGGAUUGGCCAUGUAGUCAAGGAGUGCAAAUUGGUGGGUGCCAUAGAGAAGGAAGCAAAAGAAAAGCCUUAUGGUUCUUGGUUACAUUCGAAGUUUGAGGUGGGGAGGGGGAGAACUAUCAGUCCAAGGAAGCAGGAGGAAGAGAGGAAUUGUCAACGAUCUUUUGGGAAUAAAGAAGGAGAUUGUUCAGGAGUAUGUGGAGAUAAGGGGCCUAGAGGUGGGCCACAUGGGCAUUAUUUUAAACAUAAGGAACAUGGUACUGGUGGUUCAGUUACAAUUGAGGAUGAUUUAGUUGACAAUGCAUCUUUGGCAAAUAGAUUCAAGUCCAAAAGGGGGGCGGUGAAGGGAGGAAUAAAUUCACAAUCUGUUAAGGGGAAUUCAUUGGCUGACAAAUUGGCUGAGGCUGCUCGCCGACGGAAGGCAGAAGAAGACGAAAUUCAACGAGUGUUGCGCGAGGCAGCUUGGGAGACAGCACAAGCAGUAGCUGCUGAUAAGUCAUAUACCAUGCCUAAAAUUCUGAGUGUUUAG
This is a messenger RNA of Prunus armeniaca (apricot), 960 nucleotides long. The record is from the annotation of a GenBank genome assembly. Lineage: Eukaryota; Viridiplantae; Streptophyta; Magnoliopsida; Rosales; Rosaceae.